AUGAAUUCCCAAACUUAUCAUUACAAACAUAAGCACAAGAAUAAUAUUUACUACAGGUGCGGUGUGCGCAAGUGCAAAAGACGUAUAACCUAUAACAGGGAAACAGAUGAAAUCAUUGUAACUCAGCAGCACAAUCAUGAUCAUGAUACUGCAAAAUCAACUAACGCUUUUUCGGCAAUGAUUUAAGUUUUAAGUUUAGGUUUAGGUUUAAGCUUAAGUUUAUUGAAUUUUUCUCUUCAUGUUGAAUGCCUUUUAAGUCUUCAUUCUUGAGGUUCAGCUACGAUAACAACUCUCAAUAAUAGUAGGUAAACCGGCCUAACCGUCGAACCGUUAAAGCUAUCAAGCCCUUCAGUGCCAGCCUCACACAGGCCAGCCUCUCAAGAAGUUAGACUUCUCUCACUGAGUUUGGUUUAUGGACCCAGCCUGGUGGAUCAGAGGACUAAAGAUCCGUCCAUAACUACCAUUUACAUAUUGUGGCAAUGAUUAAAAUAAUCUACCCAAUUAUCGAUUCAUCAUUGGGUGGAAUCGAUGUGAUAAGUGCAGAAAAAAUCCGCGCUUAUGGAAACCAUAAUAAUUUAACUCUUGAAGCUUCAACUGGGAGCUGGCUUUUUGAGUAUAAAGAAGAUCCUGAAUUAAUGAUUAAUGACGGCAGUUCUAUAGAAGAAAACGAUGCUUAA
This is a messenger RNA of Blepharisma stoltei, 677 nucleotides long. The record is from the annotation of a GenBank genome assembly. Lineage: Eukaryota; Ciliophora; Heterotrichea; Heterotrichida; Blepharismidae.